AUGGGCCAACGCCAGUCCUCGGGCAACGCUGCCCAGGAGCCAGCCCCAGCCAAAGCUGACUAUUACGACCUCCUCGGCGUCGAAAGAGCUGCCACCGACGAUGAAAUCAAGAAAGCAUACCGGCGAAAGGCCCUCGAGUUACACCCCGACCGCAACUAUGGCAAUGUCGAAGAGACCACGAGACUGUUCGCCGAGAUCCAGUCUGCCUACGAAGUCCUCUCCGACCCCCAAGAGCGAGCCUGGUAUGACUCUCACCGAGAUAUCCUGCUGCGCGGAGACCAGGGGGCGGGCCCGACGCCGGACGAGUUCUUCUACAACAUUCGCAUGACAACCACCGAGGACGUGCUGAAAUUGAUGAUGAAGUUUCAUGGCCGAUGGGAAUAUAGCGAUGCUCCCAGUGGCUUCUAUGGCGGACUCAAUGACUUCUUCAAGCAGCUGGCGAAAGAGGAAGACAUUGCCUGUCAAUGGGAAGGUGAAGAAUCACCGGACUAUCCCGAGUUUGGAUUGAAGGAUGACGAUUAUGAGGACGUGGUUCGGCCAUUCUACGCCGCGUGGAACGGAUUUGCUACCAAGAAGAGCUAUUCCUGGAAAGACCAAUACCGGUUAUCGGAAGCGCCAGACAGACGGAUAAGACGCUUGAUGGAGAAGGAAAACAAAAAGAUCCGGGACGAGGCUGUUCAAGAAUACAACGAAGCAGUACGCUCUCUGGUUGCGUUCGUCCGAAAACGAGACCCUCGCGUGCAAAACAACCAAAAGUCGGAAGCUGAACGGCAGAAAGCCCUACGAGAGGCCACUGCGGCGCAAGCGGCACGAUCACGGGCAGCACAACAAGCCAAGUUUGAGUCUUCUGGCGCCGAGGCGAUCGCUGAAUGGGCCAAGUCAAGGUCAAAGGACGAAUAUGAAGGGGCCUUCUCCAGCGAGUCUGAGUUGGAGGAACACGAGUACGACUGUGUGGUCUGCGACAAGACUUUCAAAAGCGAGGCACAAUUCAAGGCCCAUGAGAAGAGUAAAAAGCAUAUCAAGUUGUUAAAACAACUGAAAAAGGAGAUGCGUGCGGAGGGUUUGGAGUUGAAUCUAGAGAACGGUCACACGGCACGAGACCACGACGAUAUGGCUGCUGUUGGAGACGAAGCUCACGACGAAGAGACUCGUUCUACACCGGACAAACCCCAUCUUUCCACGGCUGAAGACGAGUCUGACGACGCAAAGAUCCAACCGCAGAAAAAUGGCACUGCUGAAGUAGGAGACGAUCAAGAUCCAUCCGAGGCCUCGGAGGACGAUGACUAUGCUCCCAGAUCUGAAGUGGAGAGACGACUGGGAGACGAGCCUAUCGAGACAGUCUCGGCAGCUUUUGACGAUGUCAGCCUCUCUGGGACUCCUUUGACGUCCGACCCCGAAGCAGCAGCACAGCCCAAGAUUGGCAAAGCGAAGCAGAAAAGAGCACGGAGAGCUGCGCAGAAGGUGGCCGAGCAAACCGACAAGGCUGCAGCAGAGUUUCAGUGUGUCGUGUGCAAGGCCGAGUUUCCGUCCAAAACGCGACUGUUCAAUCACAUCAAGGAAAAAAACCAUGCCGCCCUCGUGUCCCAGGUCAAGGGCAGCACCAAGGGCGGCAAGGGGAAGAAGAGAUGA
Fonsecaea erecta is the source of this 1629-nucleotide messenger RNA. RefSeq lists its product as hypothetical. Gene Ontology annotation, cellular component: cytoplasm. NCBI's taxonomy places the organism in Eukaryota, Fungi, Ascomycota, Eurotiomycetes, Chaetothyriales, Herpotrichiellaceae. The transcript has a single exon. The record is from RefSeq and is a predicted model, not a curated record. Gene Ontology annotation, molecular function: zinc ion binding; nucleic acid binding. Bases 1 to 1629 code for a protein of 542 amino acids.